AUGUCGACAUCAGAGCAGCCUUCAGACGCUGAAAAGCUUCUUUCACACCUAAUGUCAACCAUCCCUGACCAAACUGGUAUCAUUGUCGCUUCUCUAGACGGCUCAAUACUUGCUUCAUCAGGCACGCUGCAAGACGACAGAACAGUCGUAUCAGAAGCUCUAGGAAUUGUAAAAGAUGCACGGAAUCUAGUGGCUUCCUCUAGUGAAAGGGAUCGCAUGAAAAGAGUGACUUCCUUAACCAAAAUAGUGAAAGUUGGCGAUCAACUCAUCGCCAUAACAGCAGACGACAAGCUGCUAUACGUCGUUAAUAGGACACCUCAAACACAGUGA
Molecule: messenger RNA, 330 nt
Organism: Synchytrium microbalum
Lineage: Eukaryota; Fungi; Chytridiomycota; Chytridiomycetes; Synchytriales; Synchytriaceae
Exons: 4
Coding region: 1-330 (109 amino acids)
Source: RefSeq, a predicted model, not a curated record